This is a messenger RNA of Coprinopsis cinerea okayama7#130, 702 nucleotides long. RefSeq lists its product as hypothetical. The transcript is spliced from 6 exons. Bases 1 to 702 code for a protein of 233 amino acids. NCBI's taxonomy places the organism in Eukaryota, Fungi, Basidiomycota, Agaricomycetes, Agaricales, Psathyrellaceae. The record is from RefSeq and is a predicted model, not a curated record. Gene Ontology annotation, molecular function: hydrolase activity.
AUGUCGUGUCCAAGCUGCAUCGAAGGAGAAAUCCUCCCAGGCGAGCCAGUCGGCUCGAUUCAAGCGGAUUUCAACGGGGCCUACCUCUCUCCUGGCCCACCUUCAAAGACGGGGCGCGGACGCGCAGUCAUUGUGUGCACAGAUGUCUUCGGUCUGGCCAUUCCCAAUCCCAAGUUGGUCGCGGAUAGGUUGGCGAGUCGGUUGGAAUGCGAUGUGUGGAUUCCGGAUUACUUCGCUGGGUUAAUAAGAAACCGACCGGCGGUGGUGGAUGGGAGACUGGCCUCGUUUUUUUCUCUUCUGAAGGAGAAGAAGAAUUAUGACAAGCUCGGUGCUGUGGGCUACUGCUUUGGAGGGUCAGCUUGCAUCCGCCUUGGCGCAACCGACUUUGUCCAGAGCAUCAUCGUGUGUCACCCAGGCCCGUAUACAUUUGCUGAAGUCAGGAAGGUCAAAGUCCCGUCAGCCUGGGUUUGUGCCGAGAUCGACUACACGGUUCCGGACCACAAGAGGAUAGCGACGGAGGCUGAAUAUGCGAAGAGGAAAGGCACCGAGCAAUUCGUCGACUACGAGUUCAAAGUCUACAAAGGGACGUCCCAUGGCUUUGCGUGUCGACCAGAUACCAAGUACCCUGAAAUCGCAGAAGCAUUUGAGCAGGCGAUAGACCAAAAGGUUGCGUGGUUUGAGAAGACGCUGCCUGUUAGCUAG